Molecule: messenger RNA, 3580 nt
Organism: Thrips palmi
Lineage: Eukaryota; Metazoa; Arthropoda; Insecta; Thysanoptera; Thripidae
Product: phospholipase D A-like
Exons: 5
Coding region: 321-1655 (444 amino acids)
Biological process (GO): regulation of transcription by RNA polymerase II
Molecular function (GO): DNA-binding transcription factor activity; RNA polymerase II cis-regulatory region sequence-specific DNA binding
Source: RefSeq, a predicted model, not a curated record
CGACGCCGACGGUGGUGGCGGCGGCGGUGGUGGUUGCUUGGAAACGGCGGCUUGGGCUGUCAGCUGGGGUGGUUUAUGGCAGUUGCUGGUUGACGCUUCGAGUCCCUCUGUAAUUCCGAAGGCGAUUUUCUACCCUGCUCCGCUCGUAUUCAUCACCCUCCGUGUUCGGCUUCAUUUAACCGCCGGUUUCGCACGAGUUUGGGAGUUUCGGGAGCAUCCCUUUGUGCUAUGCACUGUAAGGCACCCCGUGCUGUAUGCCACUAUGCCGUAUUGAUUUUUUGCGGCAUUCUGUUGUCCUGAAGGGAGGCGAUUCCUGAAAAAUGAGCAACUGCUCAACAAUGGUUGUGUCUGACGAGAACAAUGCAGUGCCUCCAAGACGAACUACUGCUGUCUUGGAGUGCGCCCACUGUCGGCGGAAGUUCCUCAAUGACGCUGAUCGUCUUUUGCACAUUCGUGAAGUACAUCUUGGCAUCAAAGAAAACUUUGAGUGCAAACAAUGCGGGAAACAAUUUGGUAACCGACAUAUCUUGCAACUGCAUACUCGACUUCAUGCUUCGCAAACUGCUUUACCUGAGGGAGGUCCCACUGAUGCUGUGACUGUCACCAGUGCUAAACAAUCAAAUGGAAGUCUGAACAUUAACUUUAAUGUGUCUCUCAAUAUCAAUCUAAGUGAUGGACUUGAUCCUUUGGAUCUUGACAGCAAGCUAAAUGAAUUAUUAGCAAAUGCAACCAAAGCAAGCUUCCAAGAAGCGCUCCGGCGAGAAAAGAUUGAAAAACUUACCAAUCAACUGAAAAAUGAAUUAUUGGAGGCGAACAAAAGCAUUGAAACCAGUCCUAGCAAAAGUAGUGAGAGCAGUGAGGGUGAAUUGAGUACAAAGAACUCUGUUAGCAGUCCCAGCCCCCCUCCUGCUAGCACCCCCAGCACUCCCAUUGCUCAAGAGAAGCCAACGUUGCAGACAGACAUAACUGAGGUGGUGCCUAUGCCCAAACCAAUAACUCCACCUCCUCCAAAGCCUCCUGUUCGAGUGAAUCCUCACAACCGACCAAAGAAAGCUGUGGGCCUGACGAAAAUCAGGAUGGAAGAUUGUCAACGCUGUGACGCAUGUUCCUGCAUUUAUCUUGAUGAACGCGAUUACAUUAAGCACAUGAAGAACUUCCAUAAACAGGAUGUUCUAAAACAAGAGCCUAUCAAGCCUAAGAACAAGCCGCGUGCCAGAAACCAAUCUCAAUCUCCUCAACAAGCCCGUAGAAGUAAACGACAACAACGCUACAUGGAGCAACAGCAGCAGCAAACUCAAGAGCAAGGAGGAAAGAAAGGAAACUGCCGAUCAUGCUGCAAGUCUUGUAAAUGUAGGGGAGACCAUGGAACCCUAGAACCUAUGCUACCUAUUGUGCGGCCAGUAUUGGGGCGAGCUGGUCGACGUGGCAGCUGUAACACCCAGGAUUCCUGGAAUCAAUUUGCGCAGCAUCUUCAAGGAGCUGAAGCUGUGGUUGUCCAGCCUGACCUCGACAACAUGCCUGACUUCAGUCACCUUUUGAGUCAAGUGGAGGUGAAAAUUAAGACAGAGCCAACUGAGCAAGAGGAACCACCAGCAGUCAAUGUUAAAGUUGAGCCUGUCGAUGACAUGGACUCUGAUUCAUGCUCAGUAUAUUAAGACAUUCACAGAUCACGCAUACAUCCUAUCAGAAAUUGUCAUCUCCAUCAGAAGUCACUUAAGUCACUUAUAUCAAAAAGAUAGGUUUUCUUUAAGCUUUUGCAUUGCUUUGUGUAUUCCACACAUCUAGUCAUAUCUCAGCUUGCAUCACAUUGUCUUUCCAAUUUUGAAAUAUCAGUCGCCAACUCCAGUUAAUUUCUAUCCAAAUUUUACUCUAGAAGGAGUUACAUUUUGGAUUCAACUAUGAAAGUAUCAGUUGAAACCCUUGUCAUCUUGACAAAGUUAGUUUAUUACACAUUGUUUUGCAAUGCUGUGAAUGACAAAGAAACAUGAUCUCAUUUACUUCAGUUCCUUUUCUGUGUAAGCAUGAACUGUCCAGUAUUUUACUUUCUCUUCUCACUUUUUGUGUUGUAAAGAUAUUUUUUGAUGUUUGGUUCUUCUCUGUAAGAGCCAAAUGUACUUAGUCUCACGUAUUCCUGUUACUCUUUGUGCUGGCGUGUGAAAACUUCCCUAUGCAUUGUAUUGGAGAAUAUUUAUUGAUAUAAAGUCAACAGGAGGUUUUUGGUGCAUUAUGAAAUGAUGAUUUUUUUGUCAUGUAUUGUUGUAUGACUACACGUUCUUGUACUUAAGAAGGUUGUGGAUCCUUCAAUGUACACUACUUGGAGUUAAUACUCCGUUUUGUUACUUACCUGUUCCAUGUUAUUAUGAGCCAUGUGUAAAUAGUAUUUAAUUUGUUUUGUUUAACAGUACAUUGAAGUCAAUACAAGUUCAAUUUCUCCCAGUGUACUUUAUGGAACAUUCAUUGUAGAAUCGUUUUCCAGGAGUUAGCUCAGUACUUGCAAGUAUUCAAUGAAAAUGUACUUUAUAAGUGUAACUACUAUAUUGUGUGGUUUUACUAUUUAUUGAGAUUUAGUUCUUAAAUUUAGUCAUGUUUAGUCAUGGAGGAAUCACAUCCAGUGUUAUAAAAGAUUUUUGAAACUUUGUUUAUUGACCUUCAAAAAUUUUCAGUUCAUGUAAGCUGUAAGAUCUAGUCAAUUUGUAUAUUCUGAGUGAGUUAGUUAAUUCUUGCUGAUAUGUUUUAAUCUUAACUGGCUGCCAUUGUAUCCUCAACUAUAGUUUACUGGUAUAUUCCCUUAGAUUAGUUUCUUUCCAUUUUGCUGUGAUAUUUUACAUGUCUUGGAUGAGUUCUGGACAAAUUUUUUCUCCUUUGGGGUGAAGUUUUACCUCUUGGGUCAGUUGAAGAGAUCAACAUUCCCUCAAGGAAAAACUACUUAAAUAUUGUUGGCAAACUUGCUUACUUGCCAAUGUAAUUUUUGGUCGUGAUUCUGCAUUACAUAUUUGACCAAAAAAUUCAUUUUAGCUAUCACAAGCCUUUUUAACUGAUAUAGUUGCGGCCUAGAUCUGAAUGUAUAGUUUUAAAAGAAGUGUUGUUAGUUGUAAAAGGUUUCAAUUGAUCAAACAUUUUGAGUCAAUGAGUCAGAGAGAGUGUCAUGCAUUGUACUUCAGGAGACUAUGUUGGUGAUGGUUAUCUUGUGACUGAAGUCAUAUUUUAGGAAUGCAGAACCAAAGCAUCACCACUUGUCCUGAAUACUCUAAGUCAUUUUUUCUUAAUGUGUAUGUAAAAGUGCAUUUUUAUACCAAUUUUUUAUACUGAAAUGAAAUUGAACUUUGCUCAACUAAUGUGUUUGGAAUCUGUGUGGAUGAAGACUGCUUUUAAAAUCAAAAUUGUAAUUCAAAGUACAAUAUCGUGACGAACUGUAAGUUUAGGCCAAAGACUGUUGAAUAUUAUUCACAUUGUAACUUUUACUUCUGUACCUCUGUCCAUUUUUUCUGGAGGUUCUUCCAUUUGUGUGAGUAUGCCAGCAUUGAAUUAUUGACAAACUUAUUCAUUGUUGCAGUGGUAUAAUAAACUGUGUCGCACUCAA